CUAAUUAUACAACAAGAAAAAAAACAUAAUAAAAUGUUGUCUUCUCGUUAUAGCUUCGUGGUACUGACAUUAUUCUCUGUUCUUUUAACUCGAGCUUAUGGUCUACCUAAGGUAAGACCAAUCUAUGAUAUCCAACCGAGGAAAACGGUAGAGGCUCACAACAAGAUCCGAGCUGAGGUCGGGGUAGCUCCAUUGGUAUGGAACAAAACCGUAGCGGCCUAUGCACAGAGAUUUGCAAACAGGCAAGCCAAAGCUGGAGUCUGCGACUACGGCUCUAUGAAACAUUCUGGUGGACCUUAUGGGGAGAAUAUCGCUGCGGGAUGGGUCCAACCUGAGGACCAAAUGAGCGGUCCAAUCGCGGCUAAGUAUUGGUAUACGGAGAAGCCAAACUAUGACUAUGCCACCAACAAGUGCAAAGAUGUUUGUGGACACUACACUCAGAUGGUGGCUAACCAAUCGUUCAGCCUCGGUUGUGGCUCGUUCAGGUGUCAUGAUAACGAGUUAAUUUAUAUCGUAUGUGACUAUUAUCCUAUGCCAGUGGGUGAUGAGCAUACGCGUCCCUAUUGAUUAUUUUGAUUUUAAUGAUUCACAAAACAGACUUCAUAUGGUAUUAAUUAUGGUGUAAUAAAAAAAAAAAAGGUGUAAUAAUGUAUCAAUGUUUAUGAUUUGAUAGAAAGUAAUAUAUUAAAAUUA
Molecule: messenger RNA, 693 nt
Organism: Capsella rubella
Lineage: Eukaryota; Viridiplantae; Streptophyta; Magnoliopsida; Brassicales; Brassicaceae
Product: pathogenesis-related protein 1
Exons: 1
Coding region: 34-567 (177 amino acids)
Source: RefSeq, a predicted model, not a curated record